AUGACGUGCUGCACGGCGCGGGCCGCCGGGGUGCCGGAGGUCGUGGCUGCUUCGCCGUGUCCAACAGAGGUCACCAAGGGCGCCGCUUUUGUGGCCGGAGCCGACUGUUUGCUGGUCGUGGGUGGUGCGCAUGCCAUUGCUGCAAUGGCCCACGGCGUCGGGGUCAAGCCGUGCGACAUCAUCGUGGGCCCUGGCAACAAGUGGGUCACCGCUGCGAAGUCCAUCGUCAACGGCAUAUGUGGGAUCGACAUGCUUGCCGGGCCCAGCGAGGUGCUCGUCCUGGCUGACAAGUCCGCGGACGCGGAGGUGAUCGCCGCCGACCUGCUCGCCCAGGCGAUGCUCCGAGCUUCCUGCGAGCGCUGGGGCUGGCCCUUGCUGCACUGCUGCGGGCGCAGCUCGCCGUGCUGCCCACCCGCGACGUGGCCAUCCCCGCGGUGCAGAAGGGCUUCGCCGUGCUGA
Molecule: messenger RNA, 459 nt
Organism: Prorocentrum cordatum
Lineage: Eukaryota; Dinophyceae; Prorocentrales; Prorocentraceae
Source: the annotation of a GenBank genome assembly